UGGUCAUCACUCCGCGACUUCCUAGCACCGUGACUGGAGAUAUAAGUUCCAACCCUUCUCAAUCGUAUAAAUAACCCAAGAUGUCCAAGUUUAGCCUGAUCCUGUUGACCGCCCUGUUGGGCUGCCUAGUUUCCGGCGGAGCUGCUGGAAAAAUUCGUGUGGAUAGCAGCGAGAUCCGAGUGGUGAAGGAUAUUCAUGUGUUUGCCAGCCAGCAUCCGGGUCUUCGGAUCCAGGCCCUGGAAAAGGAGAUCGUGCCAGGAAAGGCGCGUGCCGGAAGCCAGACCGUGCGCUACAACCUGGGAGCCCGCAUUCCGAGCGAUCGUCUGGUGGCCCAGACAGCCGACGCCUUCGAAUACCCACAGGCGCAGGAUGUCAGCCUGCAGCUGACAUAUCCGGAGCAGGGCGCUGGCGCCAUCGUGUCCUACGUGGAGCUGCUCUGCACUCAGGACAGCAGCGAAGGCACCGCCUACGUGGUGGCCGGAGGCAUCGGCCUGCGGUUCAUCUCGAUUGUUCUGGAGGCCAGCAACACCAGAAACUUCUCCUACCAGGUCCAGUACUACGGCCAGACGAAUUAGACAUCGAUCUUCGCUCCUUAUUUCCGAGUUCCUUAAAAUGUAUGUCCUUCGACUUUAAUUUGAAAUAUAUGUGCAUACAGGCAGACUAAUGUCGGUCCCAAA
Molecule: messenger RNA, 677 nt
Organism: Drosophila rhopaloa
Lineage: Eukaryota; Metazoa; Arthropoda; Insecta; Diptera; Drosophilidae
Exons: 2
Coding region: 81-575 (164 amino acids)
Source: RefSeq, a predicted model, not a curated record